Messenger RNA from Photinus pyralis (common eastern firefly), 1117 nucleotides. RefSeq names its product putative odorant receptor 85d. Gene Ontology annotation, biological process: sensory perception of smell; detection of chemical stimulus involved in sensory perception of smell. Gene Ontology annotation, cellular component: plasma membrane. Lineage: Eukaryota; Metazoa; Arthropoda; Insecta; Coleoptera; Lampyridae. The record is from RefSeq and is a predicted model, not a curated record. Gene Ontology annotation, molecular function: odorant binding; olfactory receptor activity. The coding region runs from base 27 to 875 and encodes 282 amino acids. The transcript is spliced from 4 exons.
UGCUGAUACUCCUUGAAAAAUUUCCUAUGGAUGAUAAAGAAGUGAAAUCCCAUUUGAAUGCAAUUUUAACGAAAGUGGUUACCAUCUUUGUUGCAAUACCACCCAUCGCAGUUGGUAGUGGGGUAGUUGCAUGGUACACCUCCUAUGGAGAGGGCACGUUACCAUUUGGUUCUAUGCCAAGAUGGGCAAUGGAGUACAGUACAAACAUGUGUCUAGUUAUUCAAGUUAUAACAUAUACAUUUCUGGGACAUGAGUUUUUAAUGUGGGACGGAGCCAAAUGGAGCAUUUUGUUACAACUGCGUGGAAAUUUCAAAUAUUUGAAUAGAAACGCCAGAAAUUGUCUUGGGUAUGCGAGAAUUGACUGUGAACAGUCAUCGAAUUCCACUUUGAAUAUUUCAUGGUGCCAUAUGCAAAAGCUGAUAAAAUACAUAGCCGUAAGGCACAAUUACCUAUCUUUAGCUACCAAGGAAGUAGAAUUGGUGUUUAAUAAAACUGUUUUAAUCAGCAUCCUUGAUUUAUCAAUUAUAUUUUGCAUAAUUCUGUUGCGUCUAUCAAAAUUUUCUUCAAUCAACAUGGAAGCUUGCACUUUAUUAUUUUACUUAAUGGUUCUUUUGACGCUACUCUGUGGGGAUACCUUUCUAUGUGUGCAGGUGGUGACAGAAAGUGAAAGGUUGCUUUAUUCUUACUACGAAAUUGAUUUUGUUGGCACGGACCUCAGAUUUCAAAAAGCCUUAGUAUUGCUAAUGACCCGAGCACAAAGACCAACUAAUUUUACAAUUGGUAAUUUUGCACCUCUAUCCAUGGGGGCAAUAGUCACAGUUUUGAAGGCUUCAAUAUCAUACCUUAUGCUCCUGAUGCAAAUAAAGGACCGUUAGUGAAAUCACAGAUUAAGAAGAGUUUCACCAUCACCUACACGUACCUAUCUAACUAUAUGUAUACGCGUAUUUACUCAAAAUAUUUUCUUACACAGAGUGACCCGCAUGGCAUAAAAAGUUCCAUAAGACCAGUGGCGGUUUCUCAAUAAGUGCACAUGAGCACGUGCACUCCCAAAAAUCAUUUUAAAAAAACGAAAACAAUAGCAAUUCUAUUUAUGUAUUUAACAUUCUUGCACGUUCGU